Messenger RNA from Paramecium pentaurelia, 3724 nucleotides. NCBI's taxonomy places the organism in Eukaryota, Ciliophora, Oligohymenophorea, Peniculida, Parameciidae. The record is from the annotation of a GenBank genome assembly.
AUGCAGUAUAACAAAUUGGUCAAUACACUUUUGGAUGCUUUUACAAAAGAAUAUCCAAAAAGGAGAUUUCUUUUAACUAAACUUCUUGGUUCUGGUGCGGAAGGAGGAGCCUUUCUUGCUUCCGCCUCUGAUUGGAGCAAUAAUCCUUAAUAAGUAGUAAUUAAAAUACAAAAAAACAUGAAACCUAAUGAAAAAUAAUUUCUUAGUUCUUUAAUAGAGUACCAAAAUUUAUAUGAAAAUGGAAAUAAUUAAUAAUAUCUUCCUACUUAUUUAAUCAGAAUAUAUGAAUAUUUUUAAUGGUAAAAGAAUCAUUGCAUUGUUAUGGAAGUUGGACAAGAAGAUUUAUAUCGUUUCAUAAAUAACAGUAGGAAUGUAUCAAUAUAAGAAAAAGUACAAAUUUGUUUUUAGGUAAAUAUUUUAAUAAAUAUAAUUAUAGAUUAUUUACCCAAUUCUAUUUCUACAUUAAUAGAAGUUAAUCCAUCGAGAUAUUAAACCAGAAAAUUAUAUUAAAGUAGGAAAUGUUUUUAAACUUAUUGACUUUGGUUUAAUUAGGAGUUCGUUAUCUGAUGUUAAAACUUUAUAAGUUGGUAGUACAAUAUUUCAAGCACCAGAAAUUCUAGAAAAUAGAAGUGAUUAUACAGAUAAAGUUGAUAUCUGGUCAUUAGGAUGUGUUUUUUAUGAAAUAUUAUAAACUUAACCUUUGUUUGAUGGUAUAAAUAAAUUUAUAAUCUUAGGAUAAACUCAUUAAGAAGUAACUAAAAAUAUUAAAAAUCAUAAAACCUACCCAGUUCCUGUUAAUAAUAAAAUCAAUUAAUUAUAAAUUUCAUAAUAAUUUAAAACCAUUUUAACUUCAAUGCUAAUUUAUGAUGAAAAGAAAAGGCCAUCAAUAUAAUAAGUUUAUGAUGAAUUCAAAAGUUACUUAAAUCCAUAACCUAAAGUAAUUCCAUAAAUUAUACCCAAACCAGAUAUUCCAUAACCAUUAUAACAAUAAGAAAAUAAUUAACAACAAUAAAUUAAGACUCAAAAUACAAAUUCUGCUAAUAAAUCUGAAAAUAAUAGUUCUGAAUAAUAAAAUUAAAUUAUCCAAAAUAAAGAACUUAAUUAAAAUUAAUAAUAACCAAAGGUUGACUAGAUUAAAUUAGAAGAAUUUAAUUAAUACUAAUUAAUUUAGAUAUAAAAAAUUGUUGAUAGCAUGGUAGAAUCAAAACUUAAGGACACUUAAAAUUAAUUAAUCUAAAGAGAAUAGUAAAUUAAUUAGUUAAAUUAGAAAAUAUCAGAUAUAACUGAUGUUAUGAAUAAAAAACAAUAAGAGGAAUAUGAAAACUAGAAUAAAAGAAAUCAAUAUAAUUAAGAUAAAUUAAAAGAAAUUGAAUCUUAAGUAUAAUCAAUAUAAUAGCAAAAGUCUAAUAAUGAAAUAUAUAAUUAAGAUGAGAAAUUCUAAUAAUCCCAGUCAGAAAUAAUGAUAGUAUAGUAAUAAUUAAAAUAAAUAUAAGAAUAAUAACACUAAUUGUAGAAUAUAGUAUAAUAAAGCCAAUAAAAAACUUAAUAAAUAAUUCAAGAAAAUUAUAAGUUGUUUAAAGAAUAAGAAGUUAAACUUUAAGAAUUCUUAGACAAAAAUAUUUAAGAAUAAAAUUAAUAAUUGACUAUAAAAUUCAAUGAAAUAUAGAUAGAAUUAAGAAGCUAAAAGGAUAAAUAAUUUGAAAUAAAUAAUCAAUAUGCGAAUAUUGAAUAAGAUUAUUCAAAAAAAAAAUAAGAAAUAUAAAAUAUUACUGUUUAAUGUGAAGAAAUUAUUAAAACAAAAAAUGAAAUUAAAAUUUAAUAGGAAAAACUAUAAAAUUCAUUGGAGAAGCUAACUUAGUCAAAUUUAUCUAAUUAAAAUAAAAUUGAUUAUUAAGGUAAAUAGAUAAGCGAAAUCAAUAAUCAAGUAUAAAAUGCAACUAAUCAAAAUCAAAACAAUAAUUAAGCAUAAUAAUAAUAUGGUACUGAUAAUCAAGAGUAAAAUCAAACUUAACAAAAUCAAAACAAUAAUUAAGUAUAAUAAUAAUAUGGUAUUGAUAAUCAAGAGUAAGAUCUAACUAAACAAAAUCAAAGCAAUAAUUAAGUAUAAUAACAAUAUGGUAUUGAUAAUCAAGAGUAAAAUCAAACUUAACAAAAUCAAAACAAUAAUUAAGUAUAAUAACAAUAUAGUAUUGAUAAUCAAGUAUAAAAUCAAACUUAAAAAAAUCAAAACAAUAAUUAAGUAUAAUAAUAAUAUGGUAUUGAUAAUCAAGAGUAAGAUCUAACUUAACAAAAUCAAAGCAAUAAUUACGUAUAAUAAUAAUAUGGUAUUGAUAAUCAAGUAUAAAAUCAAACUAAACAAAAUCAAAGCAAUAAUUAAGUAUAAUAACAAUAUGGUAUUGAUAAUCAAAUGUAAAAUCAAACUUAACAAAAUCAAAACUAUAAUUAAGUAUAAUAAGAAUAGUAAAAUAUUGAUAAUCAAGGAUAAGAUCUAACUAAACACAAUGAAAUUAUUAAUUAAGAAGAAGUUAAUAAUCCUAUUUUAAAUAAUGAUGAUACUUAAAAUAUCUAAAAUGAAGUUAAUAAAUAAAAUGAUAGUUUCAGAUUAUUACUUGAUUAAGAAGAUAGCUAAAUCAAAUAAUAUAUGUAAGAAAAUCAAUGUGUUAUGCAAUAAUUAAAAUAAUAAGAUUUAAAAGAUAAAUUAAUAAAUUAAGUUAUGGUUAAUGAACUCAAUAUAAAUAAUUAAUUAAGUUCUCAAUAAUAAACUUACGAUUAAAAAUUAUCAAAAUCUUAACAAUAAUUAAGUUAUUAAUUAUCAAAUAAUUAAGUAUGCAACAAUUAAAUAAAUGAAGUAUAAAUUAAUGAAUCUUAUGUAGACAAUCCUUAGUUAAAUAUAUUAUCAACACAAGACUAAAAGAAUCUCUUUGAAAAUAUAAGAACUGAAUUACAGAAAUAAAUUAAUGAUAUUUUAUUAGUUUAAGAAAAUAAAAAUAAUGAUUAGUUAAAUUUUAUUAAAGAAUAACACUAAAGUCAAAUUAAUAAUUUAAAUAAUGAAAUUGAAGAUUAAAAUAAUUAAUUAAAAAAUAUCACAUAGGUUUCUUCAAUAGAAAAAGAAUAAUUAAAUAUCGAAAUUGUAGAUUUGAAGAAUCAAAUAGAAAAUAUAAAAUAAAGCUCUGAAAAAGAAAAAGAAUAAUAAAAUCUUAGAAAUAGUCAAAUGGAAAAUAGUAACCAAGAGUUAAAAAGAUAAGUAGAAUAAUUAAAUGAAAGUCUUAAUUAAUAAAAAUCAUAAUUUUAAGAAUUGUAAUAAAAUAGUUAAAAAGAAUUGAAUGAUUUGAAAUCAGAGUUAGUAGUGUGUUAAUAGACAAGUUAAGCAGAAAAAUUAAGACAAAGUAAGGAAAUUGAUGAAUUGAAUGGAAAAAUACAAAAGUAUGAAGAUGAUAACAAGAUUCAAAAUGAAAAAAUUAAAAAGUAUGAAGAAGAUAACAAGAUUAAAAAUGAAAAAAUAAAAGAGCUUGAAGAAUAGAGUUUAAAUAAAAAUUAAGAAUUACAAAAAUUAAAUUAAGAAAAUUAAAAAUUUAAAGACGAUUUAAAUUAAGCAAUAUAACCUUAAAACCAGGUGAACGCCUUAAUUGAAUUCUUUAAAUAGAAGUAGAAUAUAGAUGAUUUUAUGGAAAUAAAUAGUGAAAAAUAUAUGGAAUUGGUUACUGUGUUAAGUUCAAAUAAUUGA